CAGCGUCCUCAACAUGAUCGUCAUUAUUCAUUUAUAUCAAUAAUAAUGUUGUCUUAUUUCCUCUUGUUACAGAUAACAAAAAACAACUCGCAAAAUGUCAACAAACCAAGAGUUGCUACAAUCACACCACAAGAUGGCGCUAUUACCAAAAUCAUGAAACUCCGCUAGAUGUCGCCACGAACAUUGUUAUGUGAAGUGUUAGAGUGAGAUAUAAAAUAUUAUUUUGUUAUAAGUGCGAGUGAGAUGCGAGACGGGUCUAAACCAAAGCCUAGUGGCUCCGCGACUGCCCAGGGUUUUGAUGAUGAAGGAUCUUCAGCACCAGAGGAGACAAACGACGAGGAGUUGGCGUCAUUGAAGAAUAUCCUUCGGUUUCCUGAGGAGGUGGCCCUCAGGUUGACAGACACAGAGUAUCAGCUUUUCUACCAGGUGCCCCCAAUCGACUACCUACGCCAGGUGACCUUGGAUCUUGGCGGAGAAGGAGUCCUCGGUGCGGUGAAUGAACGGCAUAUGAUCAGGAGGACACCGCCAUCACACAGCGCGUCCAAGAGUUCGGUCAGAGCUCUCAUCAGGAGGUUCAACGCGGUCUCCGGGUGGGUGACAGAGCUGGUGCUAUCCCACUCCUCAUUAGAAGACAGGAAGGCAGCCCUCGCGUGCGUCCUCCGAGUGGCCCUCACUUGUUGGAACAUCGGGAAUUUUAACGGUGCCAUGGAGAUCGUGGCGGGCUUGAAAUCACACAAACUGAAGUCCUUCUGGUUCAGCAUAUCAGACGAAUCGCUGCCAGCGUUAGACUUCUUAUCAGCGGCUCUGUUAUCAGCCGAGUAUGAGAGGGCACUGGGCAGAGCGCUGGCUAUGCCUGAGUGCCGACUAAUACCUUUUUUUGGGGCCUUUUUACGGGAACUAAGAGAAAUCCUCGCAGCGUCUCCCUCUCUAACGGGCAGUCACUCAGUAGGAGGGACGCCGACACACAGAAGGGAGUUCAAACGAGAUUCUAUGAAGGAUGACAGAGGGUCAUUAAAAAGGGACACAAGAAGAGAGAGUGGGAAACGAAUGGACCAGAGUACAACUACAAGCCCUAUGAGGGAUAGUUGCAAGAGGGACUCAAGAUUAACAGACUCAAAUAAACAAGUGUACAUAGCAUCAUUUGACGAGGAAGGGGAGCAGACUCCAGGCUGGCGGCGAGUAGGACCCGAGGGUCUGGUCAAUUUGGAGAAAGUCUACCGGACACAGGCGGUGAUGGACCACAUAGCCAGCUUCCACCAGCAUCAUUAUGCAUUAGCGAGGAGCAAUGCACCCAUUUUCGGUGAUUUUCUAAGAGCAGCAAUGCUAACAUGCGAAGAGCCGGUCUUCUCGCAUUCCACCUCCAAAACCAACGGGGACUUCGAGAACGAGGCCCUGUAUGAGCUGGAAGGGACAGGGUACUGUCCCGUCCAGCCGUUACCACAUGAUCACGGCGUCACCAUGUUUCCAUUGGCACCACAAAAUGGGGAGCGAAUGGACCGACAUAUUUUACAGAUAAUGCACCAUGGUACGGCGUGUGUAGUGACAGAAGCGGAGUGGGGAGGCACACUAGCACAGCUGCGGCUGGAACGCGCAUGCGCACUGCUCGCCUGGUGUAGGACUGCGCAUCAACCACAUGCGCAACAUGGCGAAACCCCUUCUGAAAACAUGACACAGCCUGAAGUGAGUCUAUCAUAUAACCCUGAAGAAGUCAUACCACUAAAAUACACAGCGAAUUUAGCGCACGAAAAUGAAGCUGGAAUCGUAGGCGAAGAAGGAUUCAUAGACCUCCAAUGUGUAAAAGACAUGCGACUGGGUGGCAAGCUGUUGGAGCCUCGAGACGUGGCUGAACUGACAGCGUGUGCUAGAAGACAUGGUCUCGAAACCUGUUCCCAUGGGCCUCACAUUAUCUCAUUGGUCUACGGAAGGACGCUCAGUGAUAACCGGACUGUACAUUUUGUUUUACCAGCUUAUUCAUACAGAGUAUGGGCAGUAGGCCUCCACUCCGUGAUCAGAGCACUCAUGAGUCAAGCUAAGCUAGCUGACAGGAGUUUAGCGUGGCUGAAGAACAAAUAUACAGCAUUGUACUAUGAAGAUGGGUGCUGCUGUGAGCCUUUAGUCUCGGAUGCUAUACGAGUCUUUGGAGGAAGAGAGUCCACAUGCGGCAGCUCGUCUCACUCCACUCCAGUCAAGGGUACCUACACUGACUCUCAUUCUGACUCGCUCAGAGGGUCUGGGAUCAAAUUUAAGAAAAACAAAUCUACAUCGGAAUUGAAAACUAGUUCACCGAAGAGUUUCGUCUCCACUCAUACAUCGGGGACCAGAAGCGAAGAUGAGGUCAUACAGGGAUCUCCCAGACACAGUUCCUAUUCAUCAUCGAUGAGUCACCACCACUCCUACGGUCCUCGACAUAGCAGUCUGACAGCCGCUGCCACCAGCAUCAUGGCUGGUUCUCCUAAUAGGAGCAGUUUAAGAAGGCUGGAGACCAGUGAAAGAUUUUGGGAGAACCUGAAACAUUUGAGGACUGGCUCCGUGGGGUACGACACGCAACUAGACUUCAUGGACUUUGUCACGCUUUUCAGAAGUUUCAGUUUGGUAAUGCGAUCGGAACUUCGCGAUAUUUUCGACCAAUUAGCUGUACCGAGGAAUCGAUCGCCAUUGUUCGGAGCCGAGAAGAGCCGAAGUUCACCCGAAUUGUUCCGAAGUCGAGGGAUCUUUAGGACAGGUCUCCUAACCAGAAAUGGAUCUUUAGAUUUAGAACCGCCUAGUGACAAAGUGGGUAGGAAGAAGGCAUUCGACCUCCUUGCAGCGGCUGCGUUACCGGGUGCCUGUCCAGAUGUAAGUGGCCGAGUACUAUCCCUGCCUACCCUGGGCAAGUUCUGCGAGACGAGACAAAAUGAGAUCAAGACUGAACAACAAUUAAGAGAUAUUAUACAGCGACAUGAACCAGACCCUGGACUACGAGCCGACAACUGCCUGUCGUUUGAAGGUUUCGUCAGAUUCCUGACGGACAAAGACAACUACGCCUUCGUGCCUGAACAGAUGAGAGCGAAUUUUUUGUCAAAAACAUCAACAUCAUCAGAAGAGGAGGAGGAGGUCCACAAGUCUAUAUCCAAAGAUAUGACUGGACCACUGUCACAGUACUACAUAGCGAGCAGUCACAAUACGUACCUGACUGGACACCAGCUGAAGGGGGAGUCGUCUGUCGAGUUGUACAGCCAGGUCCUGCUAACUGGCUGUAGAUGCGUGGAGCUGGACUGCUGGGACGGAGACGAUGGCAGCCCCGUCAUAUACCAUGGACAUACCUUCACGACCAAGAUACCAUUCCGAAGAGUAGUGGAAACUAUUGCUAGGAGUGCGUUCGUGGCGUCUCCGUACCCUCUCAUCCUGAGUAUAGAGAACCACUGCAGCCUACCCCAGCAGCAAGUCAUGGCCAGCACGUUUGAGGCAGUGUUCGGAGAGAAACUGGUGACGUCAUUCCUCUUUGAAGUCGACUACACUGACGAGCCGAGGCUGCCGAGUCCAGAACAACUUAAAUACAAGGUCCUAAUAAAGAAUAAGAAGCUGCUCCCGAUUGAGUCAAGUCCGACGAUGGGUCUGACUGGGGCCAGCUCUGCGCAAGGGUACAGCGGCGUACUGUCCACGGCAUUUAGGUCCAACGGCAUCCGUCACACGAGCACCUCCCUUCCGGAACAGAGCAACAGGACGAGCUCCAUCAUGUCCAACCAGUCAGCGGGCAGCUCGCUCACUGAGUACUUCUCCGACGAGGACUAUGAUGAAGAUGAUGAGGAGUUGGAUGAAAAAGAAUUACACAAAAUCCUAAACUCCAUGGAGGACAAAUGCGGUCGGACCUCUCUGUCUCUCUAUCAGAGUUUCCGCAGGAGUGAGGGAGACGCAGAAACUACUUCUGGCAGCGUCAAACAUGCUCCUACUAGGAAGAGAAGCAAUCAGAUCGCGAGGGAACUCAGUGACAUGGUGACUUAUGUCCAGGCGAUUAAGUUCCGGGGUCUGAACCCGCUAUCUCCACGAAGUUCAAUGAAACAACCAAGCAACAUUGCCAAGGAGACCGCUCCGGGUAGCAGCUUCGAGUCCUCGGAGAGUAGCGAUAGCACUAGUACGAUAGCACAACAGCCACGGCCUCGGUGUCUGAACGCUCCGGCAGUCCACCACCCCUGCUACCGCUGCUCCUCAGUGAACGAGGCUAUUGGCAAGAAGAUAUGCAGGAAGCAUCCCAUGGCACUGAUUGCGCACACGGAGACACAGCUUGUUAGAACGUAUCCCGCCGGCCUAAGAAUAGACUCGUCGAACUUCGAUCCAGUGACCUUCUGGUCCUGUGGCGUACAACUAGUAGCGCUGAACUAUCAGACUGAAGAUGCGGCCAUGGCAGUGAAUGCCGCGAUGUAUGAGAGUAAUGGAUGCACUGGGUACGUUAGAAAACCCAGCGUCAUGUGGGACCCGGGACAUAUCGCUUAUAGGAGAUUCAACCCAAUGGACAAGGAAUUUGAUGGCAUACACGCUGCCCACCUCACUCUAGCGGUGAUCUCAGGACAGUACGUAGCUGAAAACGUAUACUCCUUCUACAACGCCUUCGUGGAAGUGGAGAUAUUAGGAGUUCCAGCUGACUGCAAGAAGAUCAGGACUAAGGUCGCGAGGAAGAACGCUUUGAAUCCUAUAUGGAAUGAGACCUUUAGUUUCAAGAUCAAUUUCCCGGAGCUGGCGUUUCUAAGGUUCGAUAUAUUUGACGCAGACACAAACUAUAUGCUGUCUCAACGGGUCAUACCUCUGCAGUGUCUGAGACCUGGGUACAGACAUGUCAGACUACGAUCACCAACAAACCAACCUCUGAACAUGGCAUCACUCCUGAUCUUCUCCCGAUGCUGCGAGGAGUUAGCAGGGGAGAGCUGUCGAGGAGACCUGGAGCCUACUUCUCCUCAUGAGAGACGGAAGAUUCACUUCUUAGUGGUGUAUGCGGUGGCUAGACAUGAAGCCUACUCCAUCUUGAAGGUCACGCAGGAUACUACUGCCAAUGAGGCUAUAGCCCAAUGCCUAACGAAAGCAGGAGUCUGCAGAUCAGCUCGAGGCAGCUACGUGAUGGUGGAGGAGGUUCCCUCUCGAGCUCCAACACAGAGAGUGCUGGCUCCUCAUGAGAGGGUGCUAAGGGCUGCAUCUGCCAGACCUGGAGCGAGGUUGUUACUGAAGAGGGUUGGGGAUGACCCAAGCAGUCGAGCGUGGUUGACUAGCAUCAGAUCAGCAUCAUCAGAUCGCAACAGAGAUAGGUCGGUUCCAUCUGAUGAGGAGUCGAGCACCCAGGAUGAAGAGCCUCGGAAGCCACCUGACAGCUUCCUCGUGUGCGUCCAUAAUGUGUCUCAUGAGAUACCAUACGCCAUUCUGAAGAAAGCUGGCAGUGUAGGCCCUUAUCUUGCGGCGAGUAUCAUAAAAACCGAUUCAGGCAGUAAUAUAUUUAACAAUGAUCGUGGCAUGCAACAGAGGUCUAUGAAUGACUUAUACUGGUACCUUAAGCGCGGGCCUGCGGACGGCGAGCAUGGGUGGCUCCCCGUCCGACCAGAAACAGACCCGAGCGUUCCGCGCGCGCCUCUAAGAGCCAUCAGACCACCUCGGAUGGGGCCCAACAGGGCCGAUGCCGAUUCGGAUCUGCCUGUCCCACUAACGGCGUCAGCAUCAUAUGUAGUGUACCAGGCACUAACAAAAGCUCGUUGCCAUGACGACCCCAAGCGGUUCGUGCUGGUCGAGGAGUUGGAGUGGGGUGGACGAGCUGGUACUGGACCGCAGCAGAGGGCUCUAGCUGAUGAUGAAGUGGUGUAUGCUGCUCAGGCUGGCUGGAAAACAUUGGGUAGGUUCGUGCUCCAGGAGAAGGGGAGUACGGCUCCAUUACCCAGACACAGAGCUGCAAUUGCACGGAUACAGCGCGGACUCAGCAUGACCAGGGGAGCUAUAGCAGGAACUACAGGGUUCCCACUGGGAGGUUUCAGCGCGACCGACACGAUUUCAGAAGGGAAGACACCAGUACAGACUGCGUACAGCGACCCUACACAUUGCAGGAGGGUAUCAACAGCGCCUCUUGGUAAAGGCAUCGGACGAGCAAAAGGCCACUCUGACAAGGACAUGCGGAGCUACAUGCAGAAACGAACCAGCUCGAGGGAGGUCCACUCUGAAGGCGAGACGGGAGGCGCCGGCAUGUCAGCAGGGGCAGAAGCACUCGCAGCGCAAGUAGCAAGGUUCAAGAGACUCUCGUUACGGAAACUCAGGGCGUGGCGAUCCUGAGUGUGGCAGGUCUUCCGGCGGCUAGGCACCCGCUUAGCCAACCACAGAGCCUCCUUAUCAUCAGAACUUGGCUCUUUGUGGGACUUCAUCAGAAUAGAUCGGGACAGACGGCGCUCUGCCCCAUCAGCAUCUACCUACGAAGCGAUACAUACCGACACCAGAUCCCCUGUACGUCUUGCCAGAGAUCUUCUCCAAGUGAUCCAAGAAACUGUCUUUUCUAAGAAGUUUGAAGAAUCUCCUAAACGCUGCCCUCUUGUCAAAGAAGAAUCUGACCUCAGCUCUGAUGGAGAAGAAGGCACUGAGAGGAGAAUAGCUAAUCUAAUCGACUUCUUCUUCACUAUAGUCAAAAGUCAGAGAGGGGAAAGAAAAGGCAGUGGGGGGAGUUGCUUCAAAAGUGAGGUCACUCCUGAAGAAACUAAGGAAUUCGUUCCCAGUAAGAUAAAUACUGAAUUAGAGGCUAAAAUGGAGACUCUAAUGGACUUCUUAGCUACUACAGGGUGUAUGGAGAAGGAAGAUGAAGUCGGUGAUAAUAAAAUAACUCUUAUGGAGUUCCUAUUCGGUCCGGAAGACCCGAAGCCUAGUAUAGAAAUUGUUGACGUCGAACCAGGACUCAGCGAAGCGAAUAUCAACGUUAAAGACCUUUCUUACAUAGAUGAUACGCCUGAAGAAGAGGCAGAAACAUUAGUUGAAAUGCUAAUUAAGUACAUGGAGAAUUACACGACGAAAGAUAAAUUUCAUUCGAAAUCUUUAACACCGUCGCUGUCUGAGAAAUCAAAAUCGGAUAUCACUAUAAGUAAACUUGAAACGUUUAGUGAUAUUAGUAAAACUAAAUCGGAUUCGACUCUUACUCAUACUCAAGACACUGUCAUAGAUAGAGGCGAGGAUUAUGCAACAGACAGACGGAUAUCUGAAACAGUUGUUGAUCUAAGUAAUGUAAAGAAUGAUCUAGAAAUGAUAUUUGAUGAAGCUGUGAGUAGAGUCAGCGAAAUAAUGAAGUUAGAAGAAGAGCACGACACUAUGACUGAUCAAGAAGAUAUAGAGAACUAUGAAUCUUAUACUAAACCUCCGAUGCUACCCUACAUACAGUAUCUACCAUACAGUGUAGAGUUAUCAGACAUAAUAGAAGAAGAUGAACCAUCUUCUCGUGAUCUUGAUAAGAAAGACGAUAGAAACACACAAAUAAGACAGGCUGCUGAAGAUUUACUGAACUACAUAGAAGAUAAAGUAGCCAAGCAUUUUGAAGAAGAGGAUUCAGAUGAUGAAUUCGAUAUAAGUUCCAGUUUAAAACGAUCAUCGAUUAGCUUAAUCGAUUUGCGCAAUAUUCCCGAUUUACCUCCAAGCAUGAUUAUAAAACCUAAAGUCGUGAAAGUCGAUAAAUCAACGUCUACAACUGAAAUAUCGGAUUCUAUAUCCGAUUUGUCGAGAAGAAUCGAUUCAGCUUGCAUGACGGAGGAUACAACUCUCACGUCAAGUUCAGAAAAAAGUGCAAGAGCUUUGGAUAAAUUGGAAUCAUUGCAUAAAUUCUUCUCAAGGUCUCGAUUAGAAAUUAUCGACGAAAGCGAAGAACAAUUAGACAAAAUUAAAAAUACGAAACCAGUUAAAACUAUUUCUGGUAGUGACAGUAAUGGACCAGAAUACAAAGCUGGACAAGCAAGUUUAGACGACGUAGAAGAUAUACAAGACGACGACAAAGCAAACGUCGGCUGCGGCGACGGUGUCGUUGAAAAAUCAAACGACAAAGACAAUGAAUUACCCAAAAACGGUGACGAAAUAUCAGACAGUGUCCAAGAAGGGAAAAUGACUAAAAGUCUUGACGAAAUCAAGGAGAUCAGCGAAGAUGAUGACAGUCAAGUUAUUGAUGAUGACAGAGACAUGAAACAAUGGAGUCCUUCACCAGAAGAGAUAGCUGAGAUCAAUGAACGGUACAGACUAGCAGUUAGCGCUGAAGCGAGCAAAAAUCAAACGGAGUCUGAAGAAAUUGUUACAGCUAUUGGUAAUUCUGGGGUCGGCAAUGAACGGAGUCCUUUGAAAUUCGUACUCAGUGAGGUAGAUGAGGCUUUGGAAGAAUUCGUUGUAACGCCUAAAGGGAAAGUGAGGCACACGUCCGUGUGAGAAGCAAAUAAAUACACACUCGAUGAUAAAGUACAAAAAAAUUGAAUAUCAUAAUAAUUGACACAAGAAACUAGACACGAAUAAAGCAAAUAUCAAUUACAAAGAAUGAACUCAACUAGAGAAUUAGUCAGAAUUAUAUUUAACACGAAAUGAAUACAGAAAACAACAAACAUAAUUCUAAAAUUGUCGCUAACGUUGACAUUUUGUAAAUGUAAGGAUCAUUCGAAGCACUAAACUAUGUUAGAGAUGGAAACAUACUGUUGACAUACAC
Spodoptera littoralis (African cotton leafworm) is the source of this 8662-nucleotide messenger RNA. Lineage: Eukaryota; Metazoa; Arthropoda; Insecta; Lepidoptera; Noctuidae. The record is from the annotation of a GenBank genome assembly.